UGUGCUUCCAUUAUUUAUUUUCAUUUAAAAUUAGAUUUCAAGAUACGUUUUUAAAAGUUUUACUUUGGAAUAUCAACAAUUUUUUAUUUUAUUUUUUUUCUGUGGGGGUGUUUCUUUUUUCUUUUUUUAAACCGUGGAACCUUAGUUUGUCGUCUGGAUGACACGGGGAAGUAUUUGUAGUCGACACGUGGAUCCUGGCAAUAAAAACCCAGUCAGCAUGCGUCUUCUACGUUAAGGGCAGAACUAAAAACCAUUCACAAUGGAGCAAAGUAGAAGCAUGAAGCGGUUAUAUGUUGGUGGUCUGAACCUCUCGAUCUCUCAGACAGAACUCCAACAAAGGUUUGAGAAAUUUGGAGAUGUGUCGGACGUGGAUAUUGUCACCAGAAAAGACGAGCAAGGGGACCCAGUGAAGACCUUUGGAUACCUUAACAUUAAUAUUUCUGAAACAGAACUAAGAAAGUGUGUGUCCAUAUUAAACAAAACUAAGUGGAAAGGUGGAACACUACAAAUUGAAUUGGCUAAAGAAAGCUUUUUACACAGGCUGGCUGAAGAACGACAGCAAGCAGCAGAAAAGAAGCGGACGCCUCAGGUUGACCGUACAACUCACCUGGUAGAGUCACUAAAGAAAGUUGGUGUGGAGAACUUUCACAUGAAAGCUGCAGUACCAGGAACAGAGGUUCCUGACCAUAAGGACUGGGUUGUAAGUAAAUUUGGACGGGUCCUUCCAGUUCUUCGCCUUAAAACCCAAGGCAAUAACAAGAUUGUUAAGUGUGAUCCAUCGAAGCACUGCCACAACAUCAAGAGGUUAGACCCGUCGGUGGAUUCUGAGAAUGUUACUCCAGUCUCCAAACUCACCUGGCAAGUGGCAGGGGGAGAUGAUGAGAUCAGCAAGAAAAGAAGGGGGGAGUUUCCCGCUUACAAAGUCCAGCCUAAAAAAAAGCGCUGUACUCCCAGUAAUGGGGCCAAAAGGUUUGAGGAUUCAGAUGUGGAGGUUGUUGGCAGUGCCAGAGCUUACAAACACUUUGAGGACCAAGAUAUUAAACAGGGCAGUCCCUCUGAGCUGAACUGUUACAUUAGUUCUAGAAACAGUGUGAGCCGCGGUAAUGAACAACCAUCAACUAGUAAGAGACAGACAGCUGCUGCUGUACAGCCAAGACAAAAACCAGUCUGCUUGUUUGAUGGCGAUUUAGACUCUGAAGAUGAAAUAAGAAUGAUGGUUGCACAGGAAAAUAGGAAAAACAAAGCAACAGUGAACUGCGAUGUGGAGGAGUUGGGUGAUUUAGAAGUAGUUGGUGAUGAGUUUAGUUUAAAGUAUACCACUCACUGGGCUCAUCAAAAGGCAAAGGGUGGAGGCAGCAAAAAAAUGUCUGAACGGAAACAGAGCCUGAAGGACCUUGAGCCUGACAGCCGGGAGUACGAUUCUGCAGAUACGGAUGAAAUUCUUACAUUUAAUAUUAAAACUGAAUCAAGUUUGAAAAAAAACCAAAAGGAUCCUGAAAUGGUCAGAUCAGAGGGUCAAAAUGGUUGUGACGCUGGACCAUCAAAAAAGACCCCUACAAUAAAAGUUAAAAAGACAGAAUGUGGCAAUCAUGGGAAAUCUGUUUCUUUAAACAGUGUAAGGGAGUCAGGUAGUGAUGAUGAUUCUGAUGACAGUGGGUCUUGUGUAGAUUCUGAUUAUGAAGCCAUGAUGCAGAAUUGCUAUCGUUUAGAGCUGUCUUUAGCAGACUUGGAACAGCUGGCAAAGAAAUCCGCAGAGACCUCAGAGGAAGACGGUGGAGAAUCAAGUUCAGUGUUGAAAGCUCCCCAGCACGUUUUGAAGGUUGCAAAGUCACAAAUACUACCACCAGCAAAGAACAGCACUCCUGAAGCUAUUUUGGCAGCAAUUUUAAAGGACAGCAGUGAUGAUUAUGAUGGUGGGAAAAGGAAGAAAAAAAAGACUGCUGCAAUCCUCCCAGCCUUUAAAGGAACAAAAACACUUGCAGAACCUGAGAAUCGGGAAGAAAAAACUAAUUCGGCGCAGCAGCAGAAAAGAAAGCAGGAGGUUUCCAAAGACGAGGCUGUGAAGAAACAGAAGACAUCCAUCAUCCAGGAGCAAAAGGCAUUGUCAUCAUCGUCUUCUGAGUCCAGCAGUUCGGAGGAGGAGGAGAUGCCUGUUUCCAAGCCGCCACCAUUCAGGGGGCUCAAAUCUCCUGUAGACCCUGCGAGUCAGAACCUAUGCCAAGAAAAGAAACCAGCUAGCGAGAGCAGAAGUGGCUCUUCCAGCAACAGCAGCAGUGAUAGUGAAGAAGGAAGCAGUGAUGAAGAGACCAAGGCACAAGGAAAAGGUACACCGAAAAUAGAGAGAACUAAAACUGCACCGGCAAAAAGUGGCCAGUCACUGGAAAGUAAAGAUGCUUCAAAAAAAGCAUGGGAAUCUAAGAAAGCUCAAGGUGUACUGAGCUCCAAACCAGAGAAUGUGCGGAAACACCAACAGGACAAUGAAAAAAGACUGGCUGCUCUGCAGCAAAGACAGAAUGAGGCAGAGGAGCAGAAGAAGCUCAUUCAAGGGGCUUUGUCGAAACUGGACACACCAGAAACCAGUACAAGCAAACACAUUGUGUUUGACUCAGAGGAAGAGAGCGACCGUGAAUCAAGACAAACAGAUGAGAAAACACAGUAUUGCAGUGAAAUGAAAAAGACUCUGUUUGAAGAGAGCGAGGAGACCUCCGACGAGGACCAGGGGAUCCCAGACAAGGCAGAACUUGGGGCAAAAGAGUUCAAAAACAAAGCAGCUGGCAAACUGUUUGAGAGUGAGGAUGAUGAGGAUGCUCACAGUGAAGAAGAUGGGGAGAGAUUUCAAAUUAAGCCUCAGUAUGAAGGCAAAGCUGGAAAAAAGCUCAUGGAGUUGCAGUCCCGGUUUGGAAGAGAUGAGAGAUUUCGUAUGGAUUCACGUUUUUUGGAGAGUGAUAAUGAGGAAUUUGAUAAUACAGAAGAGAUUAUGAAGCCCAACACAGCGGAGGAAGAAGAGCUUGCUGAGGAAAAAAAGAAGAAUCUGGAAAUUUUACAAAAUCUUCUUCACAUUAACGUCCAAACUGCAGAGUCCAGCAAAGAGACGGCAAAGAAAAAAACAUUUAGGGAUGUAACUGCCUUGCACUAUGAUCCAACCCGGGAGGAGCAUGCAGCUUUUGAAACAAAGAUUGAAGAACCAAAAAAAGAAAGUAAGGCUGAGAGGCGGAGGAAUCGAGAAGAGGCAGAGAAGCUCCCUGAGGUCUCCAAGGAGAUCUACUAUGACGUGGCUGUGGACUUCAAAGAAGUGUUUAGCUCUACGAAAACAAAAGUGGAAGACAAGGCAGAGAUUGCAUGGGAUCAGGAAGUAGAUGAAGUUUCAGACAUGGACACUGCUGCAGAAAGUCAGGCUGCACAGCACGCUUUUAACUUCCUGUCCGACACAACGGCUGAAAACGAACAAUCCGCAGGGUUCAAAUUCUCAUUCUUCGGAGAUGAUCCCGUGGAUGAAAUCCAUGAGAAAGAAGAUCUGUAUAAGAUUGAGUCGUUAAAAUCUGCUAAGAUCACAUGGCAGGAAGACCAAAGAUUCCAGGAUAGCAGUUCAGAGGAGGAGGAUGAACAAGAAAGUGGUGAAAAGACUCAGAUCACGACAACAGACAACGAGACCUUACCUGGGAAGAAAAUGAACUUUUUCUUUUUCUUAAAGGAUGAUGAAAGGUUGAAAGAGGGUCCCAAAAUGUUCUGUCGAUCUAUAAACCUGGAAGAGGAAAGGGAACACUGGGAAGACAGUCGCUCUUUGUUAAUUGAAGAGUACAGGAAGAGGCAUAAAGAUGCAAGACGUAAGUUUAAGGCCAAGCAAAGGAACUAAUCUGUAAUUUGUGUACUGCAAGGCUGCAAACCCCACAGUGAAGUGUACAUUCAGUGUGUUUCUUCCACGUCUGGAUCAGGUAUAAAAUACAGGUGCCUGAGGGCAGAAGAGAACCACAGUUGCCCCAUUGUUUUAAACACAACACUGUAAAGCAGAAAGGUAUUUGUAAACUGUCUUGUGUUUUGGUUCUUAAUUCUGUACAUGACGUGUAUUGUUUCCUGAUUUGUUUUGAGUUUAUAAACAGCUUAAAAGUAGAGUUUUUGUUCAAAUAAAAUAAAAUCAUAGUAAUGAUACUGUGUUUUGAAGACUGACUGUAUUGAUGAAACAAUGAAUAUGAAAACCAU
Messenger RNA from Acipenser ruthenus (sterlet), 4197 nucleotides. Its product is annotated as nucleolar protein 8. Bases 260 to 3853 code for a protein of 1197 amino acids. The transcript is spliced from 17 exons. Gene Ontology annotation, molecular function: RNA binding. NCBI's taxonomy places the organism in Eukaryota, Metazoa, Chordata, Actinopteri, Acipenseriformes, Acipenseridae. The record is from RefSeq and is a predicted model, not a curated record.